AUGGUCGAUGAUGGUUCGGACUUCUCUGACGCGUACGUAGCGGGGGGUGCUUCCAAGACUAAGAAGGUAGGCUCUUUGGGUCUGGAUUGGGGAUUUGUUUAUCGUGUGUGUGGAGUGUGUUGGCUCGGCGAAUCGGCGAUCUUUAGGGAGGCUGGCGCGACGAACGCGUUCUAACGCGUUUCGCUCAACCGGAGCCAGCCCGGCCAGCGGCGCCAGUGGACUCGGUUCUUGCUUUGUUUCGCUCGACUCGCUCGACGACUCGAACACUACCCCGGACUGGACGGGAGCAUACCAUGGCUCAAUCAUGAGCUUUAGACUGAUACCCCCUUUACCGUUCCUCCUACGCACCUGCCUAAUCCCACAACACCCAACCCGUCGACUCCCCUUGCAUUCUCCCUUCCAUCAGACCGCCGCUCCCAAAGCGGCACCGAAACCCAAAGCAGCGGCUAAACCCAAGACCGCGACGGCCGGUGCCGCUGCAGCAAGCAAGAAGAAGAAGGUUCUGCAGGAACACGAUACGAACGGUGCUUCUUCGGCAGACGAGGCGUAUGGGAUGGAGGUCAGUUUCGAUGCGUCUCGGUUGUUGGGCAUGGGCAAUUGGGCAAUUGGGUCGUUGGGCAAUUUGAGUCCGUAGGCUGAUCAAAUCCUUCAUUCUCGGUGGUAGGACGAUGAUCACGUCCCGGAGAUGAGGAUUCCUUCGGCAACCAAGAAGACCAAGGCCAAAUCCGCGAGCGAGACCUAUGUCAAGGUACGUUGUCCUCCGUCGUCUCUGGACUCGCCAGGAUCCUCUCGCGUCACGUGUUUUCAAGAUCAGAACCCCCGUAGCUGAUGCCUGGGUUUCAUCUUACCAUAGCUCUCGCAACUCGAACAUGUGCUCAAACGCCCCGAUACCUACAUUGGCUCGAUCGAGGCUGUCACGCAGCAGAUGUGGGUGUUUGACCCCGAUACGACGGGUGGAACGGGCGGCACCUUGGUCAACCGGUGAGCUCCUUGUGUUCUUCGGCGGAUCAGUCGGACCAGCAGCGGGUUUGGGGUGCUGACUCGCCUAAUCGUCUGCAAAUUUUCGUUAGACAAACGACGUUCGUUCCUGGAUUGUACAAGAUCUUUGAUGAGAUCUUGGUCAACGCUGCCGAUAACAAGGUGAGAGCGACGCCCUUCGCGCUAUUCGAUCCCAGCCCUCGAGCGAUCUGACCCGAAUAUCUGCAUUGCGCAACUCCUUCAGGCCAAGAAUGCGGAGAUGUCCUACAUCAAAGUGACGAUCAAUCGAGAGGACAAGAAGAUCGUUGUUGAGAACGAUGGGCCGGGUAUCCCGAUCGAAGAGCACAAGACGGAGAAAGUUUGGAUCCCGGAAAUGAUCUUUGGCACUCUGCUCACCUCUUCCAACUAUGACGACGAGGAGGAGAAGGUCACCGGUGGUAGGAACGGUUACGGAGCCAAGUUGGCCAACAUCUACUCGACCGAGUUUGUGGUCGAAACGGCGACGUCCAAUGAUAUGAAGACGUACAAGCAGACGUUCAAGAACAAUAUGGGGACCAAGGGGAAGCCGAUCGUGAAGGAUAUCACCAAGGCACAGGACUACACUAGGGUUAGCAUGAUUGGGUGCCGCGUCAUCAACCCAUCCGAAUGUUGCUAAGACGCCCACGGUGCUGAACAGAUCACAUUUUAUCCGGACCUGGCUCGAUUCGGCAUGACCGAGUUCGACGACGACACUGUCGCUUUGUUGACGAAGCGUGUUUACGAUAUGGCCGGCAUCAUCAAGGGCGUCAACGUAUACCUUAACGGAAAGAAGCUCUCGCUCAAGAACUUUAAGCAGUACGUCGAGAUGUACACGGCCGCCAUCGAGGCCGCUUCCAAGCCGAGCACCAAGAAGUCGGGCGAGAACGAGGACAUGGUCGAGAACCUCGACCUCGUCGGUGUCGAUCCUUUGGCCGCGGGCAAGAAAAACAGCGUCAUCUAUGGCCAAUUCGGGCAGUGGGAGAUCGCGUUCGCGUUGUCGGAUGGACAGUUCACGCAGGUGUCAUACUGCAACUCGAUCGCGACGACCAAAGGUGGAACGCAUGUCAACUAUAUCGCCGAUCAGAUCGUUUCGGGCUUGGUCGAUUUGAUCAAGAAGAAGAACAAGGCCGCACCGGUCAAGGCGUUCCAGAUCAAGAACCACCUCUCCGUCUUUAUCAACUGCAAGAUCCCGAACCCUUCGUUCGACUCGCAGACCAAGGAAAACAUGACCUUAAGCGUGAGCAAGUUUGGCGCCAAAUUCAAGUGCGUCCUCGACGACGACUUCCUCAAAAAGGUCGCGAGGUCCGGCGUGAUCGACAAUGUCUUGAACUGGGCCAAGUUCAAGCAGGACCAGAUGCUCAAGAAGACGGACGGACACAAGCGAUCGCGUAUCACGGGUCUCGUCAAGCUCGAGGAUGCAAACAACGCUGGAACGAGGAACGGAUCCAAGUGCACGCUCAUCUUGACCGAAGGAGAUUCCGCCAAGGCGCUCGCCGUGUCGGGUCUGGCCGUCGUCGGUCGAGACAACUAUGGUGUCUUCCCUUUGCGAGGAAAGUUGCUCAACGUGCGUGAAGCGGCGGGCAAAGCCCUCCUCGAUAAUGUCGAGAUUCAAGCGAUCAAGCAGAUCUUGGGCUUGCAGCAGGGCAAAGUCUACACCGACGUCGACUCGCUCCGUUACGGCAAGCUCAUGAUCAUGGCCGAUCAGGAUCACGAUGGAUCGCACAUCAAGGGUCUGAUCAUCAACUUCCUCGAUUACUGGUUCCCUUCCUUGCUCAAACUGAAGGGCUUCUUGCUCGAGUUCAUCACCCCCAUCGUCAAGGCGACCAAGGGGAACAAGGAGUUGUCAUUUUUCACAAUUCCUCAGUACGAGCAAUGGAAGGAAGAGACCGAUGAUGGUCGUGGAUGGCGCAUCAAGUACUUCAAGGGAUUGGGUACGAGUGACGCCAGGGACGCGGUCAAGUACUUUGGCAACAUGGACAAGCAUCGCUUGCCGUUCCGCCCUUCGACGCAGGAAGAGCGCGAGUUGAUUGACAUGGCCUUCAACAAGAAGAAGGCCGACAACCGCAAGGAAUGGCUCCGAGGCUUCGUCCCCGGCACGUACCUCGACCACAGCAUCGCCGAAGUCCCGAUCGAGGAUUUUAUCAACAAGGAGUUGAUCCUCUUCUCGAUGGCCGACAACGUGCGCUCUAUCCCCUCUGUCAUUGAUGGGUUCAAACCGGGUCAACGCAAGGUCUUGUUCGGUUGCUUCAAGCGCAAGUUGACGCAGGAGAUCAAGGUCGGACAAUUGGGCGGUUACGUCGCCGAGCACUCGGCGUACCAUCACGGUGAAAUGAGUUUGCAAGGCACCAUCAUCGGCCUGGCGCAACAGUUCGUCGGGUCCAACAACCUCAACAUUCUCGACCCGAACGGUCAAUUUGGUACUCGUCUGCAAGGUGGUAAAGACGCGGCUUCCGCUCGUUACAUCUUCACGAAUGUAUCAUCCAUCACGCGUAGCGUCUUCCAUCCCGCUGAUGACAGCGUGCUCGAAUACCUCAACGAUGAUGGUCAGAGCAUCGAGCCGUCUUGGUACAUCCCCAUCAUCCCCAUGGCUUUGGUCAAUGGCUCGGAGGGUAUUGGAACGGGAUGGAGUUCGUCGGUGCCCAAUUACAACCCCACGGAUAUUGUGGCCAACUUAAGGCGCAAGAUGAGGGGCGAGGAGAUGGAACCGAUGCACCCUUGGUACCGUGGAUUCAAGGUGAGUAAUGCAAAUCGGCUGUGCGAGAGUUCAUCCUAUCUCGACUGACCUACACAUCAACGAUUGGCGUCCAUAGGGCACGAUCGAGAAGACCGAAAAGGACGGUUACGUCUCGACCGGUCAUAUUGAACGCCUCGAUGAUGCGACGGUCGAAAUUACCGAGUUGCCGAUCCGCACUUGGACGCAGACGUACAAGGAAAUGCUCGAGAGCUGGGUCGUCGGGACAGAAAAGUCCCCUGCUUUGAUCAAGGUGAGCAAGGGGAUUCGAGCUCAGAGCUUGAUACGCGCAGUCGACUGAAGCUGUUCUGUCCCUUUUUCUCGCAGGACUACAAAGAGUACCACACCGAUACGACGGUGCACUUCAUCAUCACCCUCACGGAAAAGGGGAAGGACGCGAUAAGCAAGGAAGGCCUCGAGAAGUGCUUUAAGAUGCAGAACAAGAUCAGCAUCUCCAACAUGGUCAUGUUCGACUCCCAGGGCAAGAUCAAAAAGUACGCGACCCCGGAAGAGGUCCUCGACGAUUUCUACGACGUGCGCCUGGAGUACUACCACAAGCGCAAGGCCUUCCUCGUCGACGAGUUGACCAACAUCCACGACAAGUUGUCGAACCAGGCGCGCUUCAUCUCAAUGAUGAUCAGCAAGCCCAAGCAGUUGACGCUCGACAAUCGAUCGACGGCCGAUAUCGUUCAAGAGUUGCGCGCCAAGGGGUUCCGACCGUUCCCCAAGGUUCAGAAAGCCGCUGUCGCCGGUGUCGAGGCCGACGCCGAAGAGGACGCCGAUGCCGACGCGGGCAUGGACAGCGAUUACGACUACUUGCUCAGCAUGGCCUUGCGCAGCUUGACCAGAGAGAAGAUCCAACGCCUCGAGGCGGAAUGUAAGACCAAGCAUGACGACCUCAACACCUUGCUCGCGCUUUCGCCUAAGGACUUGUGGUCCAACGACCUCGAGACCUUUGCCGCCCAAUGGGAGCAGUUGCUCGAACGCGAUUCUGUCGCGCACCAGAAAGCGUCGCGCGCGGCCAAGGCCAAGGGUAAAGGGACCAAGAAGGGCAAGAAGGCUGCGGCUUACUCGGAGGAUGAAGAGGAUGUGUAUGGCGACGAGGAAGACUUUGUAUACAAGCCCAAGCCGACGAAACGGGCCCCGGUGGUCAAGAAGGUGAGCGGGGUUUUGACUGUCACAUCGACUUCUAGAUUUAAGAAGGCUGAAUGAGAAAGCGACCCUCCGGCUCACAGCCGAAAGCUUUGCCUUCGGAUGAUGGCAAGGACGAUUUCGUCGUCGAGGCCAAAGAGGUCAUUGUCAAGAAGGUGAGCGAGGAAAGCCGUAGCUUUCUUUUGCACAGACGGAUGCUGACCCACUCCGCCUCUGGCGCCCAGUCCGCCACGCCCGCCCUCGUUGCGAUGGACGUUGACGAUCUUGCGGCCAAGCCCAAACCAGCCGCGGCGGUUUCUAAGACGGGAGCCAAGAAGCGUGUCGUUGAUGCGUCGAGUGAGGCCGACGACACGCCCAAGAAGAAGGCCAAACCCGCACCCAAGCCAAAGAAGCAAGCCGCUUUGAGUGACGACGACGACGAUAAUGAUGCCUCUUUCGCCAAGCCUGUCAAAGCUCCUGUCGCGGUAGGUCAAGGGUUCUUAAUUUUUCUUCCGGGAGACUGCGUACUGAGCGACAAAGCUCUGGGGGCCCUAUGAUGUACAUAGAAGAAAGCUGCAGCCAGGCACGACGACAGUGACGAUGACGACGAUACGCCGAUCAUCAAGAAGAAGGCCGUCGUCGCCAAGAUGAAGCCCAAAGCAUCGCCAAAGGCUGCUGUGAGUAUCUUGUUUUUCUCGUUGUCGCCUAGAAGAACUAGAACUGACCCGCAUGAUGACCAUGCAGGCCAAGCCCAAGCCCAAGGCGGCGGUCAAGUCGAAGCAGCUCACGCUCUCGGAUGACGACUCGGACGCUGGUUCGUCGAUCCACAUCGAGUCCGCUGCCAAGGUCGCACCCAAGGCUCGUGCGGCUCGAGCAGCAUCGACCAAAGCCAAGGCCAAGGCCGCUUACAUGGAGCUUAGUGACGAGGACGAUGGCGGCGACGGUGAUGACGCGAGUGACUUCAACGGCUCGGACUGA
Molecule: messenger RNA, 5836 nt
Organism: Microbotryum saponariae
Lineage: Eukaryota; Fungi; Basidiomycota; Microbotryomycetes; Microbotryales; Microbotryaceae
Source: the annotation of a GenBank genome assembly